Messenger RNA from Hevea brasiliensis (rubber tree), 1635 nucleotides. RefSeq lists its product as uncharacterized. The coding region runs from base 1 to 1635 and encodes 544 amino acids. Gene Ontology annotation, molecular function: nucleic acid binding. The record is from RefSeq and is a predicted model, not a curated record. The transcript has 3 exons. NCBI's taxonomy places the organism in Eukaryota, Viridiplantae, Streptophyta, Magnoliopsida, Malpighiales, Euphorbiaceae.
AUGUAUUACUUCCUCAAAUCAGAAGGAGUGGAUUUAUGGGAUAAAAUUGAAAAUGAUCUCUUCAUUCCUAUCGAAGUAGCAGAUGGUGAGCAUGUGCCAAAGACAAAGGGUGAAUGGAGUGAGCAUGAUAAGUAUAUGUUUUCCUUUAAUAUAAGAGCUAUGCAUAUGUUGAAAAUUUCUUUAAAUGAUUUUUAUUAUGCUAAAAAUUCUAAAUGCUCCAAUGCUAAAGAUAUAUGGGAUUCUCUUGAUUCUAUGUACAAUUCUAACCAUUGUUGUCAAGCUGAUAAAGUUGAGAACACAAAAAACUAUUCCUCUUAUCAACAAAUGGAGCAAGUGCCACAAGUGGAUAACCCUUAUAAACAAAGCUUCAAAGAACACUCCUUGAUUGACAUGUACUUAAUUGCUUUAGAAGAUGAUGAAAAAGAAUUAAGAAGAAUGAGAAGCAUGGAAUGUUCAAUGUUCACAAGAUGUGAAGGUGAAGAGAUCGAUGAUGAAGUUGCCCAAAUGUACUUCAUGGCAAUGGAGGAAAGCUCCAUUGAGGUACCUUUAAAUGAUGAUGUUAUUGAAUUUGCUUAUGAUGAACUAGUUAGUGCUCUUAAAGUCAUGAAUGAUGAACUUGAAUUAAGUCAUAAGAAAAAUAAACUUUUGAAAAGUGAGCUUGCUAGUUUAAGAAAGGAGAAUGAGACCUCAUCUAAGGAUGAUAAACCUUUAGAUAAUAACUCUCUAAGGCCUCCAAGCAUCAAGUAUGGACUUAGCUAUAGCAAAUUUGUCCAAGCACCUCCUUCGAAGAUCAUUUUUGUUAAAGCAUCUAGUUCUUGUGAGCCUAGUUUCCAAGUGCUUAGUCCAAAGGUGUGCUUGAAAUCCUCAAUGUUUGAUAGCAAGUGGUAUUUGGAUAGUGAAUGUUCAAGACACAUAAUCCAAAAUGCUAACCUUUUCCUUUCACUUGAAAAGAAAUAUGGAGGUGGGCAAGUGACCUUUGCUGAUAAUGGUAAAGGUAAAAUUGUGAAAAUAGGUAAGAUUGCUAAGGAAAACUCCCAUAUUCUUGAUAAAGUACUUUUGGUUGAUGGUUUAAAGCAUAAUUUGCUUAGUGUUAGUCAAUUGCGUGAUAAGGGUUGUAGAGUUAUUUUUGAGUUUAAAUCUUACUUUGUGUCUAAAAUGUGUGAUAACAAAAUGUUGUUUGUUGGUGAAAGAGUAGAAAAUAACUAUGUUAUUGAUUUGCACGCUUUGUCUAACAAAGAUAUCAAGUGUUUUGUUUUUACUAGUGAUGACUCUUGGACUUGGUAUAGAAGGCUUGCACAUGCUAGCAUGGACCUUAUUGCAAACUUGAACAAGGAUGAGCUAGUUGAUGGGCUUCCAAAGAUCAAGUUUCAAAAGAACAAGGUGUCUGAUGUAUGCCAAAUGGGUAAGCAAGUCAAGAGAACUUUUAAAUCUAUUCAUAAGGUAUCUACUUCUAGACCCCUUCAAUUGUUGCAUAUAGAUUUGUUUGGUCCAACUAGAGUAGCUAGCUUAGGUGGUGCAUAUUAUACUUUUGUGAUUAUCGAUGACUACUCUAGGUAUACUUGGGUCACAUUCCUUACUCAUAGGGAUGAAUAUUUUGAUGUUUUUGAGAGAUUUUCAAAAAAGGUUCAAAAAUAA